This is a messenger RNA of Pygoscelis adeliae (Adelie penguin), 632 nucleotides long. It is a transcript of the gene HDDC2, whose product is annotated as HD domain containing 2. The coding region runs from base 1 to 576 and encodes 191 amino acids. The transcript is spliced from 6 exons. NCBI's taxonomy places the organism in Eukaryota, Metazoa, Chordata, Aves, Sphenisciformes, Spheniscidae. Gene Ontology annotation, molecular function: 5'-deoxynucleotidase activity. Gene Ontology annotation, cellular component: cytoplasm. The record is from RefSeq and is a predicted model, not a curated record.
AUGGCCAAUAGACUGAGGAAAGUUAUUGUCCCCCUCUGCUUGGUGUUGAGAGUACCGCGGACGGGAUGGGUGUACCGGAACGUGGCGAAGCCAGAGAGUGUAUCCGACCAUAUGUACAGGAUGGCGAUGAUGGCUUUGGUGACCGAAGACAAGAGCCUUAACAAGGACAGAUGCAUACGGUUAGCUUUGGUUCACGAUAUGGCUGAAUGCAUUGUUGGAGAUAUUGCUCCUGCAGAUAAUAUCUCAAAAGAGGAGAAACACAGGAGAGAAGAGGCAGCUAUGCAACAACUGACCCAGCUUCUAUCAGAGGACCUCAGAAAAGAAAUCUAUGAACUCUGGGAAGAAUAUGAAAACCAGAGUACUGCAGAAGCCAAGUUUGUAAAACAGUUGGAUCAGUGUGAGAUGAUACUGCAAGCAUUUGAGUAUGAAGAGUUGGAAAACACACCUGGCAGACUGCAGGAUUUUUACGAUUCAACUGCUGGAAAGUUUGUUCACACAGAGUUACUCCAGCUUGUAUCUCUGAUUAACACAGAAAGGAAUAAAAAAAUAGCUGCUACAUCUCAUCCGCAUUCCUGAAAUGUUCCUAAAUGCUGUAGCUGUAAUAAAUACUUUGUUUUAUAUUCUGUGCAUUA